This is a messenger RNA of Aspergillus wentii DTO 134E9, 4387 nucleotides long. Its product is annotated as translation initiation factor 3 subunit CLU1. Gene Ontology annotation, biological process: intracellular distribution of mitochondria. Gene Ontology annotation, cellular component: cytoplasm. The transcript is spliced from 4 exons. The record is from RefSeq and is a predicted model, not a curated record. Lineage: Eukaryota; Fungi; Ascomycota; Eurotiomycetes; Eurotiales; Aspergillaceae. Gene Ontology annotation, molecular function: mRNA binding; protein binding. Bases 327 to 4088 code for a protein of 1253 amino acids.
AAAUUUUCUCUUCUUUGCCCGGCUUCCCCGUGUACUUUCUCCAGCUUCACUUUCUGCCCUCCUCAAUCUCCCAUCUUCUCUUCAUCCUAUUCUUAAUUGUCUUUUGGCUUUGAUCACAGUCUGGGGUACGGGGUUUGUUUUUGUUUCGUCAAUUGCCCUCGUCCUUGUAUCAUAUUUUCUUCCUUUCCUUUCUCACCCCACGGUGUCUUCUUAUUUUAUUUUACUUUUUUCUCCGUUGGAUUCUCCGGACAAAGCUGUCGUGAGGCAGCUCUUCUCCACUUUGUCGUCUUUUUAAUCCUUCCUUUAUAACUUUCACUUCCGAUAUAAUGGCGCAAACCAAUGGGGAUUUGGAGCACUCGAAAGAGACUCCUCAAGAACAGGUUGCGAAUGGAACUCACCCCGAGGGUGAGCUCGAAGAGGAAGCCAAUGGAGGUCUCUUCCAGAUCACCGUCAAGCUUCCUCACGAGCCUAAAAAGAUCCAAGUGAUGGUGUCGAGUCAAGAGCAAGUCCAGGAUGUUCGCCAAUCUAUUGUCGAGCUUCCCGGUACCUUCCAAUACACUUGCUUCCACUUGGAGUUCAAUGGUAGCCGCAUCAAUGACUUCGUUGAGCUGUCCGAGGUUCCAGACUUGAAGGCAGACUCGGAAAUUGUUCUCGUCGAGGACCCUUACACCGAGAAGGAGGCCCGCAUGCAUGUGGUCCGAAUGAGGGAGUUGCUCGGUGCCGCCGGCGACCGAGUUGACAACCUCUACGGUAUCAGCUCAGGCUUGUCCCUGCACGAUGCCCUCGCUGCGGAAGCCGCUGCUGGUGAGGGUGGCUCGGACAAGGAGCACUCGCUGUCGAAAUAUGAGAUUGCUGGCUCCUCAUCUCUGCAGACCAUCCUUCCCAAAGCAGAGGCUCCUCUUCCUAAGACCGUCAAGUCUAUCUCGUUAUCCCCAUGGAACCCCGCUCCCUACCACCUCCGACAGAAGGGUCACUUGCUGUACCUCCAAGUCACUACCAACGAAGGCGAGCACUUCCAGAUCACCUCGCACGUCUCCGGUUUCUACGUGAACAAGUGCUCGAAUAUGAAGUUCGACCCGUUCCCGAAGACCAUUCCCAAGUGUGGUAGCGCUCACUCGCUGCUCACCUUGAUCUCCAAAUUGUCGCCCUCCUUCAACUCCGCAUUCGAAGCCCUGCAGGAGUCCAACAACCAGAAAGACCUUCUGACCACCUUCCCCUUCCAGAACGCCAUUCCUAACAGCCCGUGGCUGGUCUCCCCUCCUUCCACCAACGUCAAUGCCCAUCAGCCCGACAUCACCCGUUCUCAGGAGAACUACCUGAUCUCUGGCGUUGACAAUGCGGAGACCCUGCGCGAUUGGAACGAGGAAUUCCAGACUACCCGCGAGCUGCCUCGCGAAACUGUUCAGGACCGUGUUUUCAGAGAGCGCUUGACCAAUAAGCUGUUUGCUGAUUACAACGAGGCUGCUGCCCGUGGUGCCGUCUUGGUCGCACGCGGUGAGGUCGCACCUCUGAACCCCACGGAGGACCGUGACGCUCAGAUCUUCGUGUACAACAACAUCUUCUACUCCUUCGGUGCCGAUGGAGUCGGUACUUUCACUACCGAGGGUGGCGAUGAGGCCGCUCGCGUGGCCGUCGGCAAGGACGUUCUGGGAAUUAAGGCUGUGAACCAGCUGGAUAUCAACGGCCUGUUUACUCCCGGAACUGUUGUCGUCGACUACCUCGGCAAGCGUAUCGUUGGCCAGAGUAUCGUGCCCGGCAUCUUCAAGCAGCGUGAGCCCGGUGAGCACCAAAUCGACUACGGUGGUGUUGAAGGCAAGGAGGUGGUCGCAACCCACCCCGAUUUCGCUCCCGUUUUCGAGAAGCUUUCCAAGGCCCUUCGCAUCAAGAGCCACCCUGUCUGGGACAAGGAUGGCAAGCGUCAUGACCUCGAAGGUAGCGUUGAGACAAAGGGUCUGCUGGGUACCGAUGGCCGUAAGUACGUUCUGGACCUGUACCGCGUGACUCCUCUCGAUGUUAUGUGGCAGGAGGAAGAAGGUAGCGAUGUCUACCCUCACCGUAUGUCGAUCUUGAGACUGGAGCUUGUCGAGGCCUACUGGAGACACAAGAUGAGCCAGUAUGUCAAGACUGAGGUCGAGAGCCGCCGCGCCGCCAAGGCUGAGAAAGAGGCCGCUCAGGAGAAGACUGGCGAUGCCGAAUCGAAGGAGGAGGGCUCCGAAGAGAAGAAAGAAGAGGCCCAGGAUCAGGAGCGUGUUGACAUCUCCGGAUUCCAGCUUUCCCUCAACCCCGAUGUCUGCAGUGGCCAGGUUCCCCAGACCGAUGAGGAGAAGGCACAGUGGGCCAGUGACGAGAAGGAAGUCCGUGAGACUUGUGACUUCUUGCGGUCCAAGGUUAUGCCUGAACUGAUUCAGGACCUCCAUGAUGGAGAUGUUGGCUUCCCUAUGGACGGCCAGUCUCUGAGCCAACUCCUGCACAAGCGCGGUAUCAACAUCCGUUACCUUGGUAAGCUGGCUCACCUGUCGAAGGAGAAGGGUGCUCGCCUUGCCGCACUGUCGACCAUCGUGGUCCAGGAGAUGAUUGCUCGUUCCUUCAAGCACAUUGCCAACCAGUACCUCCGCAACGUGCCUGCACCUUUUGUUUCGUCUGCUGUGUCUCACUUGCUGAACUGCUUGCUGGGUACCGAUGUCAACUCGAGCCCCCGCGCAGAGAUUGAUGCUUCUUUGCGGAAGAUCUACCCCGAGGGCGACUUCUCUUUCGAGAAGGUCACCCCUGCUACUCUCAGGGCCGAGAUCGAGAAGCAGGUCACCAUCAGAUACCGCUUCACUUUGGAGUCCGAAUGGUUCAACUCCCUGAGACAUCUGCAGCUCCUCCGUGACAUCUCUAUCAAGCUUGGUCUUCAGUUGGGUGCCCGUGACUUUGCCUUCACCAAGGAUCAGCUGCCCGCCAAGCCGCCAACUCCUGUGGCCAACGGCUCCGGCAACGAGGAUGGAAAGAAGAAGGGCAACAAGAAGAAGGGUGGUGACAAGUCUCCAACCCGCGCUGCAGCUGAAGAGAAACCCAGCGUUUCUUUUGUUCCCGAUGACAUCCUCAACAUUGUGCCUCUCGUCAAGGAUGCUUCGCCCAGAAGCUCCCUUGCCGAGGAGGCCUUGGAAGCCGGACGGAUCUCCCUCAUGCAGAACCAGAAGCAGCUUGGUCAGGAACUCAUCCUCGAGUCUUUGUCUCUGCACGAGCAGAUCUAUGGUAUCCUGCACCCCGAGGUUGCCAAGCUCUACCACCAAUUGUCCAUGCUUUACUACCAGACCGACGAGAAGGAAGCCGCCGUGGAGCUGGCCCGUAAGGCUGUCAUUGUCACUGAGCGCACUCUGGGUGUCGACUCGGCCGACACCAUUCUGAGCUACCUUAACCUCAGUCUUUUCGAGCACGCCUCCGGCAACACCAAGACUGCUCUGGCCUACGUGAAACACGCGAUGGAUCUGUGGAAGGUCAUCUAUGGAUCUAACCACCCCGAUUCCAUCACCACCAUGAACAACGCCGCCGUGAUGCUGCAGCACCUCAAGCAAUACUCCGACUCCCGGAAGUGGUUUGAGGCUUCUCUCGUCAUUUGCCAGGACCUCUUUGGCGAGCAGUCCAUCAACACUGCGACCAUCCUGUUCCAGCUCGCGCAGGCACUUGCUCUGGACCAGGACUCCAAGGCUGCCGUUGGCAAGAUGCGUGAGGCUUACAACAUCUUCCUCAGCCAGCUGGGACCCAACGACCGUAACACCAAGGAAGCCGAAACCUGGCUUGAACAGCUCACCCAGAACGCUGUCUCCAUUGCGAAGCACGCCAAGGACAUCCAGGCUCGCCGCCUGCGCCGUGUCAACAUGAACCCUCGCGUGUCGUCCAUUGGUACCAAGGUCCAACCCUCGGUCGGACAGGCUGUACCUGAGGCUUCUAGCGCCAAGGCGGGCUCCUCUCUGGACUCGCGAAACAUCGAUGAACUGCUGAAGUUCAUCGAGGGCACUGACGCCAGCUCUUCGCGAACGAAGCAGAAGAAGCGCGCCGCGGCAAGCAACCCCAAACUCCGGGGCUCGAAGAAGUCUUCCGCCUAAGGGCUGAUUAAUGUUUGAUGAUAUUCUUCUUUUAAAAAAUGAUUUGGUGGUGCUUUUCUUGGGUUCACUUUGUCUUAACAGUAAAAUACUAUAUUCAGUCACGAUUUAUUCUGGGGAUCGGUAUGACCGGUGGGUGAGCGGGUCAUCUGUACUGUACACAUCUCUCUACUCCUUAGCCAUUUGGCGCUUUUGACUCUUUAUGUUGGCAUUUAUUGUUUAUGGUGGGCAGUGCAUAGCAAGGUCGGGUGAUUUUUAUUCGGAACUUAGGUAUGCUCGGUGUACUAUAUAUGACUGGCGGA